AUGCACUCUGCCAGCCCCUUUCUAAAAGAAAUGACUUCUGUGGAGGAGGGCAUCUACAGACUUAAAAUUAAUUCCAAACGUAGCUCCUAUAAUUUCAUGAACCCUCAAUUUACAGCUGGAAGUGAGGGUCAAAAUGAAACUGAGGAACCAAACAAGUUCCAGUACAGGAAGGGUAGACCUCAAGAUAGUGGCUCUUCAUUGUCUCUGAGGGUUCUCCAGGAGAUCCUGGGAGAUGACAUUCCAAAAGGAAAGGAAGAGGCUGUCAUUAGUUCACAAUCAAACCUAGGAGAGUGUCCCUACUGUGGAGAAAGACCAGCCAGGAAUGCCACCAUCUUUGCUCCUCAAAAAGAGAAAGAGUCAGCCCCAGAGAUGAGCAGCUCCUGUGACAAGAGGGUGACUGUUAAUCCUCCUAAGAAAUUCAGUGAGGGGCGACCUAAAAAACAAAAUAGAGUCAUUUGUGAAAAAUGCUCUCCACCUUUAAAUCUUCCGGAUAACUAUAACUCCCAUUCAGUAAUCCAAAAGCGCAAAGAAAAGAUGGCAAUUGAGCGCCCCUCUUCAGCGAGUGACUGGUCUGAUGUAGGUGGAACCACAGUCAUAUUCUCUGAAGAGAAGCCAUUCUCACUGUGUCUUCCUGUAGUGUCAGAGCCUCCAUACUACGCCACUGACUAUACCACUUUUCCACCUCAUUAUAGUCCUUGGCAUGACUACACCAGCUCUUGGUUCAGCAGUACCAAGUCUUCUUGCUAUCCCUCUUUGGGCAACAGCAGUAACACAUUGCAGGCUGGGAAGAGCAGCUGUAGCAGCAGCAGCAGAAGCAACAACAACAUAUUCCAGGGUGAGAGGAGCAGCCACCAGAGCUUCCUGAGUGAUUAUUCCACCAAUUUUCCAGUGAGCUCCGAAAACAUGUCCAGAGAUCUGAAGAUGACAGAGGAAGGCAGAUCCAAGAAUUCUUCCUUAUUUUACUACUCCAGAAAUGUGGAAGCAGAGGCGAAGGAGGAGAGAGUAUAUCAAGAGGAGAUAUUACAACGUCCUUAUGGAGGACGUGCAUCUAGCUUUCCGCCAAGGACCCUCCGGCAGCCAAAGCAACAGGGUUUCAUUGAUACCCACUGUCAUUUGGACUUGCUAUAUUCCAGGCUGCCUUUCAAAGGCACCUUUACCAAAUUCAGAAAAAUUUAUAGCAACACUUUCCCCAAGGAAUUUCAGGGCUGCAUUUCUUGCUUCUGCAAUCCUCAAAACCUAAGUGAUAACCUGUGGGAGGAUCAGUUGAAAGAUGAUCUGGUUUGGGGGGCCUUUGGCUGUCGCCCUCAUUUUGCCCAUUAUUAUAACAAUUAUCAUGAAAGAAAUAUUUUAAAAGCCUUACGACACCCCAAGGCUGUGGCGUUUGGAGAAAUGGGCUUGGAUUACUCCAGUAAGUGCAUCACGCAUGUCCCAGAGCAGCAGAAAGUAUUUAAGAGACAGCUGCGGCUGGCCGUCUCUCUAAAGAAGCCCAUGAUGAUCCACUGCCGAGAAGCCGAUGAAGACCUACUGCACAUCUUGAAAAACUAUGUACCCUCUGACCACAAGAUACACCGGCAUUGCUUCACUGGCAGUUACCCAGUCAUCGAGCCCCUGUUGAACCACUUUCCCAACCUGUAUGUGGGCUUCACGGCAAUUCUGACUUACUCUUCUGCUGGGCAAGCCCGAGAAACUGUGAGAAAGAUCCCGUUAGAGAGAAUUAUUGUAGAAACCGACGCUCCCUUCUUCCUCCCUCGCUGGGUUUCCAAAAGCCAUUGCCAGUAUGCCCACCCCGGCCUGGCCCUGCAUACUGUGUGCGAGAUUGCCAGAAUCAAAGGUAUGUCACUCUCCCACACCUUGACGGUCUUGCGGGAGAACACCCGUCGCCUCUACCAUCUUUAAACAGAAAAGGCACAGUCAGGAGUCUUCCCAAGAAAGGAGACCAGUAGCCUAACAAAACAUACAGACUAGAUUUGAACUCUGCGUAUGUCCCGGGUCAAGGAUGUGUUUGAAGAAUUCGUUGGAAUGGAGUAAA
Symphalangus syndactylus (siamang) is the source of this 2029-nucleotide messenger RNA. RefSeq names its product putative deoxyribonuclease TATDN2. The record is from RefSeq and is a predicted model, not a curated record. NCBI's taxonomy places the organism in Eukaryota, Metazoa, Chordata, Mammalia, Primates, Hylobatidae. Gene Ontology annotation, molecular function: hydrolase activity, acting on ester bonds.